This is a messenger RNA of Malania oleifera, 2653 nucleotides long. RefSeq names its product probable pre-mRNA-splicing factor ATP-dependent RNA helicase DEAH4. Lineage: Eukaryota; Viridiplantae; Streptophyta; Magnoliopsida; Santalales; Ximeniaceae. Bases 128 to 2230 code for a protein of 700 amino acids. Gene Ontology annotation, molecular function: ATP binding; RNA binding; ATP hydrolysis activity. The record is from RefSeq and is a predicted model, not a curated record. Gene Ontology annotation, cellular component: intracellular anatomical structure. The transcript has 16 exons.
AUUACAAAUUCAACUUUUUAGAAAAAUCUAUUUAACCAGUAAAGUUUACUCUCCUUUUCGACAUUAGUAGUUCAGCUUAAUCAGCUAUUUGAUCACUCGGCACUUACGAGCUUUGCUUCGUGCAUCAAUGGCAAAACUUCCGAUUAUCCAGUUCGAGGACAAGAUAAUCGAAACCGUGGAGCGUAAUCCGGUGGUAGUGAUCAUCGGAGAGACCGGCUCCGGUAAGAGCACUCAGCUCUCUCAGAUACUUCACAGAAAAGGCUACACCAAGUCCGGCGUCAUCGGCGUCACUCAGCCUCGACGAGUAGCUGCAGUCUCCGUCGCCAGACGGGUUGGGCAGGAGCUUGGUGUACGACUUGGGGAGGAAGUGGGCUAUGCCAUUCGAUUUGAAGAUAGAACUUCAGAGAAAACACGUAUUAAAUAUUUGACUGAUGGAGUCCUCCUUCGUGAAAGUCUUUCUAACCCCGAGCUUGAUCAGUAUUCAGUAAUUAUAUUGGAUGAAGCUCAUGAGAGAAGUCUAAACACGGAUAUAUUGAUGGGGCUGAUGAAACGCAUAAUUAAAAUGCGUGCCUCCAAUUUGAAGGUUAUUAUCACUUCAGCCACUCUCGAUGGUGACAAGGUGUCCAGAUUCUUCUCCAAUUGUCCUGUUGUUAGUGUACCAGGGAAGUUAUUCCCUGUGGAAAUAUUUUACAGCACUGAACGGCCAACAAGUUAUCUUGAGUCUUCUUUGAAAACAGCUCUAGAUAUACAUGCUCGGGAGCCUGAAGGUGAUGUCUUAAUAUUCAUGACUGGACAGGAUGAUAUUGAGAAGUUGGUAUCGAAGUUGGAGGAGAGAAUUCAAAGCUUAGAGGAAGGGUCUUGCAUGGAUGCAAUUAUCCUUCCCCUUCAUGGCUCCUUGCCACCAGAAAUGCAGGUACGUGUAUUCACUCCUCCACCUCCAAACUGUAGGCGUAUAAUUGUUGCUACAAACAUUGCUGAGACUUCUUUGACUGUUGAUGGUGUUGUGUAUGUUAUUGAUUCUGGUUAUGUGAAGCAACGGCAGUACAAUGCGUCUACUGGCAUGUAUUCUCUUGAUGUUGUUCAAAUUAGCAGAGUGCAAGCCAAUCAACGUGCAGGACGAGCUGGAAGAACAUGUCCUGGAAAGUGUUACCGACUAUACCCAUCCAUGGUCUACCGUGGUGAAUUUUUGGAUGUAACGGUUCCUGAAAUACAGAGAUCUUCUCUUGCUGGCAGCGUUUUAUAUUUGAAAUCAUUGGACCUCUCUGAUAUUGAUAUUCUCAAAUUUGAUUUUCUUGAUCCUCCUUCCUCAGAGGCUUUGGAAGAUGCUUUAAAGCAGUUGUAUCUCAUUGAUGCCAUUGAUGAAAAUGGACUAAUAACGAGCGUCGGAAGGACAAUGGCAGAGCUUCCAUUGGAACCUUCUCUCUCUAGGACCUUGAUUGAGGCAAACGAGUAUGGUUGCUUAUCCCAGGCAUUGACCAUUGUUGCUAUGUUAUCUGCAGAAACUGCGCUGCUUCCUGGACGAAGCAAGGGCACUGAAAAGAAGAGAAAACAUGCUUCCUUGGACCUUCCUGAUGGUUCUGGCUGGGGUGAUCACAUCCAAUUCCUACAGAUAUAUGAGCAUUGGGAUCAAACUGACUAUAACCCUAAUUGGUGCAAAGAUAAUGAUUUGCAGGUGCGAGGGAUGAUGUUUGUCAAAGAUGUCCGGAAACAGUUGUGCCAGAUAAUGCAGAAAAUAGCAAGAGGAUCGUUAGAUGUACAAGCAGAUGAAAGACGGAAAGAAAGAUUGCGGGAUUAUAAGAAUUUAAGGAAGGCUUUGUGUGUAGGCUAUGGAACCCAGCUUGCUGAACGAAUGUUUCAUCAUAAUGGCUAUAGAACUCUAGGCUUCAAGCCACAACUUGUUCAGGUACAUCCGUCUUCAGUGCUGAGACCAGAUGAGGAGGGAAUGCUCCCAAAUUAUGUUGUGUAUCAUGAGCUCAUUGCCACCUCGCGUCCAUUCAUGCGCAGUGUUUGUGCAGUAGAGAUGCCAUGGGUCAUGCCUAUCUUGAAGAAGAUACAGAAGCUAAAUAUUCACAAACUAAGUGGUGGGUCCAAUUGUUCAGAGGAGAGAGCCCAGGGAGAACCAUUGGACUUGCCGAAGAAAGAGGUUGAAGUUGCUGCGUCUUGUGACGAACGUGACAGUAAAAUACAGGCUGCUCGGGACCGUUUUCUUGCUCGCAAAGGAAAGAGAUAGCAUUGUUGACUUCUGCCAAUUGGAAUUGAGAUUGAUGAAUGUUUCAAGACCUGAUUUUCAUAUCAGUGAAUGCGCAUACGUGCACAGUAGACCAUGGGGGAUGGAGGUCUGCUCGCUUAAUGUGAACCUAUUUCUACGAAACUUUGGCCAACUAUAGCAUUAAGCGAGCAUUGUAUCGUCAAUGUGUUUUCCUACCAUUUGCAAGCCUCUCUUUCUACAGGGGAGCUGUUGGGGUUUCGGAAUCCCAAUUUGUAAAACUAGUAUUUACCCAAAACAAGUCUUCCCAUCUGUGGCGUGGGAAUUAUCGUUUAUGCUUUGACAAUUCUCCUUCUUGUAGCAAGCUCAUUUGCAGAAUUAAAUUGUGCCCAAGGUGCCAAUUUUUAACACCUAAAAAUUCAAAUACUAAAUUUCUUCACUCUGCAA